Pangasianodon hypophthalmus (striped catfish) is the source of this 4495-nucleotide messenger RNA. RefSeq names its product proline and serine rich 1 (gene proser1). The coding region runs from base 538 to 2907 and encodes 789 amino acids. Lineage: Eukaryota; Metazoa; Chordata; Actinopteri; Siluriformes; Pangasiidae. The record is from RefSeq and is a predicted model, not a curated record. The transcript has 12 exons.
GGGUCCUAACACAGGAAGUGGUUACACACUUGGACCUCCUGCAGCGAGAGGCUAGACAGCUAGCAUAGCUAACAACAGAUGCGAAACAAACAAACGCGAAAAGUAUGCUUCUGUGAUUCAGCUGUUUUGUGCAGCAGCGCAGAUGCAUCCGGCGAUAUUCCUGUAAUCAUAUGUGUAGAAGAGAAGUACAGUAUAUCAUCACAGUUAUGUUUUUGUGUGACCUGCAGUCAUGUUAUCAGGCUAGCUAGUCAACCAACAAAUCAAUAACUAGCUAGCUGACAAGCCAGCUAGCAAAAUAAACGGUUGUUCUGCCAAAAUGAACUUGCUGAGCUAAUUAGGUUAAUAUUUUGGUUAUGUAUGUAAUGUAUUAAUGAAUUGCUGUUGUAGUAAUCUAUUGGUUUUGGUUUGAUGACUUUUCUUUUCAUUGAUUGCUGCUAAAAUGCAAUAGCAGGACUAUUUUACAUUCACUGAAUUUUAAAUGAACGACCUCGAAGCUAACUUUAAAUCGACCAGUUUGUGAUUGAGAAGCUAUUUAAGAUGGAUAAGAAAUCUUUUGACAUCGUUUUGGACGAAAUAAGAAAGUGUGUUUUGACAGAUCAGCGGAUUAAAGCAAUCGAGCAGGUGCAUGGAUAUUUCUCCAGUGAACAGGUGAUCGACAUUCUGAAAUACUUCUCCUGGGCAGAGCCUCAGGUGAAGGCAGUGAAAGCAUUUCAGCACAAAAUGGUGGCCAUCCCAACAACCAAGGUUGCAAACAUCUUGAACACUUUCACAUUCUCAAAAGACAAGCUCAUGGUGCUGGAGCUUAUAGCUCUGAAUAUAUCUGAUGCCCAUAACUACUUACCAGUGGAGGAGCAGUUCCGCACUCACCUGGCAGAGAAGAAACGUGCACGACGUAUCCUUGAACAGGUGUGUAAGGUGGGAUGUAAAGCCCCGGUGGCAAUGGUUUCCUCCUGUGGGAUGAUCCCUGGGAACCCUUAUCCUAAAGGCAAGCCCAGCCAGAUCACUGGAACCUUCCCUGGAUUCCCUCCUAGAAAAGAAGGAGAGGAGGUGAGUACAGAAGGGAAAGGGAUUGCGAACCGCAUCAUUGGACCCAGCAAACCGUCUCCAUCGACCUACAAUCCGCACAGGCCUAUACCUUACCCGAUUCCUCCCUGCAGGCCACAUGCCACCAUCGCACCAAGUGCGUACAACAACGCAGGCCUGAUGUCAGUGGGAGGGGUCAUUACAGCAAAUGUGCCCCCUCCACCCUACACUGCCACUCCAAAGUCAGCAGCUUAUGCUCGACCUGCCAGUCUACAGAAUCCUGCCUCCGGUGUCUCAGCCACCUCAACUGUCUCACCUACCAGUUCGGCUCCUCCUACCCCUGUCAGCUCCCAGCCUCAACCCACCACUCCAGUCACCCCCGUUUUCCCUGGUGUGGUCUCUUCUCAGAGUCCUGUUACCCCAUCUCCUGGCCCUGCCCCAACUUCUUCAGUUAUCAAAAGCCCUCCUUUGCCUGCUGGCUCUCCUCAGGUUACACCAAACCCCAGUGGUCAUAGCACCCCUACUCCCACUGGCCUACCGCCUUCUGGCAGGAACACUCCCUCAGUUAUCAGAGCCCACACCCCUUCUGGCACACCCGGUAUACCACCCCCACCUUAUGGGACAUCCCGCUCGGGAACACCAUCAGGCAUUACCACUCCCAAAGCAGCAGUGGAUCCUUCUCAGAGUAUAGCACUUUCCUCCUCCAAGGUCUUUCUGUCUUCUGCUGAGCCUCAUUCAACUCCUACUAAUCCAAAAUGCUCUAACAGUUCAGUCAUUCGCAGUUACACACCAGCAGGAGCGCCACCUGGACGUUCCACUCCUUUACAGGUAAUGGGUACCUUAUCCUCAGGUGCCCCAGUGGCCCCGUGUACACCCAGUCCCAAACCAUCCUCUGGCACAUCUCAGCCUGGCACAGCUAACCCUGCCUUGUAUAGUGACCAACCCUCAAUCUCAGUGGUCCAGCAUGGUGGAGGCAGUGGCAGUAACAGUCCAGUCCCCUCUGCCUUCAAAGGGCCAUCAUCCAGGUCAGGCACACCCUCACUCAGCUCACUAGUGAUGCCCAACUCAGCUGCCCUGGCUCGUUCUCUGGGCCUGAGCCACAGUGCAGCCUCUCCUUUGGGCACUCUAGGCUCCCAGCCUGGAGGCAGUCCUGCCACCCCAUUCCAAGGCAUCUCUCCCUUUCCUACACUGUCCACAGCAUCACCUCUUACUGGCGCUCAAUCUUCCAUGCACUCUUCAGUUUCUUCAGCUCCACCAGCUCCUUCCAUUGCAUACUGUGACCCCACUGGGGCUCCCUCUCCUUCUCCCUUUGGCCUUGGACUCACCACAACCCCCUCCAUGAUCCCGGGCUUGGCCCCAGGUCAGAGCCCUGCCUUCCCUGGGUUUGGGGCUUCAGGUCCUCCAGCAGCAGGCAGUCCUGUGCUUUCCUCCUUUAUGGGGCUCCCAGGUGCCUCUUCCUCAGUGGCCACAGUGGCUCCUCUCCAAGCAGCUGCAGUGGCGGCAGCAGCAGGUGUCCCCUCCACCUCACCUGUGCUUCCUGGCUUCGCUUCCGCAUUUAGCCCCAACUUCAACCCCACUUUGGUGAGCCAGCCAGGUGGUGGUAUUCAGGCCCCAGGAGGGGCUGCCUUCCCUGGACUGCUGUCAUUUCCUGCAGGAGUUCCUGGUUUUUCCUCCAGCGCUGCUCCUGCAGCUCUCUCAGGCCUCCACAACCCAGCUGUCCAGUCAGCUUUGCUGCAGGCUCAUUCUGCAUCAGCGUUGGAAAGCUUUCCUCCUCAACCUAAUGGCUUCAGCAGCUACCCUGCAGGGACACCAUUCCCCCCUCCAGCUGCAGGAGCACCCUUUACCCUUCAGCCCAGUCUACAUCCACAGCUGGGCUGGCAAUAAUCAGUUAUAGGAUGCACUGUGAUAUUAAACAUCCACAGUAAUAUCAUGGACACUUCAAAAUACCAUCAUUACCCUUGUGGCAUCUCUUCUGGGGAACGUUGUCUUGCUUUAUAUGUUUGAAAGCGGCAUUGCAUGCAAUAACAAAUGUAACAAUUCAACUUAAAAUUAUUAUGCUAGUAUUAAAAAAUAAAUUUUUGUGAUUAACACUGUAACACCAGCUGAAAAGUGUUAAAAGAAAGGAUAAAAGAAAGUUUGUGGUUACCCUGAAAGGAAGACUCCACCCUGAAACACAUUAAAAACUUAAUGUCCCCGAGUGCAAUCCAGCUAUAAGAAAGUUGUGCUGAGUUACGGAAGAUACACGGCUCAGCUAGUAGGUGACCCACAAGACAAGCAUAAUAGCGUUGAUAGCGGUAUUAACACGAAAAUUUAACCUUUGGGAGCUGAUCUGUUUAAGCAGAGUGUAGAGGUAAGGACAGGACAGCUGGAUAGACUUAAGGACUAAAACGAUCUUUGGGUAGAGAUGAAGCAAGGGCUGAUUCCCACUGGCAGUGGCAUUGCAGUUAGGAAACCGUUAGCCAAAGUGAAAAUAGAGCAUGUUGAAAGAAUUUGAAACUAACAAAUGUUAACUCAAUUUCAUUAUAAAUAAAUCUUGGACAUCAUUGAAGAUAACAUGUUAAUUAUACAGAUUAACAUACGAGUCAUUCAAGGUGGAUUUUUCCUUUAACAGAAACACAAUGUUUUAAACGGGGAUUUAAAAAAAAAAGUAUGAUAUGAAAACUAAAUAUUGUUACAAGCGCUGAGAAAAGAAAGCACUCAGAGUUAGAGUACCUCAUUGGGCUGAGUGGGUGGAAGGGUGCAUGAAAUACCGAGUGUGACAUUAAGAGCUUUCUCAGAAUUAAUGUGGUCUUUAGUGAGUCAGUGAGUGUGUAGGGGGCGUUGUUUUUUAAAUUUUUAAAAAAUUUUAUUUAAAAAAACACAAUGUUCAGAGCUACCAGACAGUGAGAGGGAGUAAAUUGAAAAUGUCUUUUUUGAUCUGCAGCUCUCUUACAUAUGUGCUAAAAUAAGCAAUGAUAAUGAUAUAAUUAUUUGAACAUAAAUCAGAAAUGAUGGAGUGUACGGGAUUAAUACUACCGUAUUGUGUGGUGUUAAUUUUGUUUGUUUUUUUUAAUUCUAUUUAGAAGUAGGACUUUUCCUUAGUUUAACAUAACGAUGAUGUUUUUGAACCACCGAACCAUGUUCAAACUGUGAAGAGGACUAUCUUGAGAGUUUCCUCACACUUUCCUAAAAAUCUGCGCAAGUUAGAAUUUCUUCUAUUGGUAAUAUACUGUAUGUGUAAAUACCCUUGAGAAACGAAAGCAGCUGUUAAAUGUGUGUGUCGGGUUUUGAUUAUUUUAUUUUAUUUUUAAUUUUUUUUUUUUACUUACUUACUGGUGUCUGUAUAGAAGGAAUUGGGUAAAUAAUAUUCCCUGGACUAGUCAUGGAUUCACACGUGUUUUUAGAUGAAGUUGAUGACUAUCAAAUACUGUACUAGACAGAACAGUAGGUGUAGGCUGCUUUAUUUCAUAUGAAAUAAAUACAUUUUUUUCUA